Messenger RNA from Triticum aestivum (bread wheat), 1583 nucleotides. RefSeq lists its product as uncharacterized. Lineage: Eukaryota; Viridiplantae; Streptophyta; Magnoliopsida; Poales; Poaceae. The record is from RefSeq and is a predicted model, not a curated record. The coding region runs from base 1 to 1410 and encodes 469 amino acids. The transcript is spliced from 3 exons.
AUGGUACAGACACAGAGCAAGAUUGGUGACGGUGGCAAAUCAGUCUCCAAGCAGUUCAAUGAGCUGCCGGUCAAUAACUCAAUCCCCAUAGCUGAAUCUGUCAGAAACAAGAUUGAGGAGGCAGAGGCAGAGACUGUUAGGGCUGAGGUGGUGCCGAGGGUCAGCUUCAAAUUAGCUCUGCUCUCCCGGCAGUUUGAUGAUCUGUGGGACAACAUGUGCCAGCUAGUCUCAACAGAACCAAAAUUUCUAGCGAUAUGCAUGCUUAUUCGGGAGCCCUUCGCACACUAUUGCUCCACAUUGAAGUUUAUCUCUGCAGUUUUUGACCGGCUUGGUCAAUGGGUGCCAGAUUUCAGAGAGGGAUUGGAAUUGAUAAAGUUAAACCUGGACAGGGAUAAGGAUGUGGAAGUUGAGGAUGUGUAUGAGGCGACGAAGGUGGCUGAGGAGUAUUAUUUCAAUGCUUACCGUAGAGAUUGGGAAUGUAGGCGCAGCAACUUUGGCAGCUUCGAAGACCCAACAUUAUUGAGCCCUAUGUACUUUACCCAAAUCAUACCAGGCCACACUGAAGUGGGUGCUGAACUCGGGAGGACCAUGCAGGUCUACUCUAUUAAAGUUGCAGAAAGAGAAGGCUUCACCCUUGAGUGGCCACUGAAGGUAUACGGUGUAGUCGCUGCCCGAGAUGUUGUGGACUAUCGUCGCAACCUUCUCUUCCUUCGCACUAGGGAUGACUGCCAAAUCCUCACGACAGAGUAUCCUUUCUUGCACUUGACUGGCCCGUCUCGUGCAAUUAUGUCCAAGGACACUGUUACAAUUGAAGUUCAUCUAAAGUUAAAGGGCACAGUGGAAUCUAAAGAUACCACAUUGAUCAGUAAAGCCUUCGAUGAUUAUGACGGUGUUUCUACGUGUCUCCUCCGUGGCCUUUGUGACAUUGAUUUAUGCUAUGAUCAUCUUGAACAAUCACACCAAGCCACUAUCCUCGGUGUCCGUGUUGUUAAGGGCUCAUUGCCUUGUGACAAUGGCAUCAAAGUCAUUUGCUCCACGCUACCUGGGGACAAAACUGAAGGCAGUGGCUCUGGGCAUGUUUUGCUGCUUGAUUCACAAGCUGGAAAAAUGCCUAUGAGUAAAGAGCGUUAUCUAGAUCUGUCGAGACAGGUUGUAUCUGUAAAAUCAAGAGGGAGCCUGGAAAUUCUCAUGCAGGCUGGAGGAAUCAGUCAAAGUGUCGUCUUUCCAACCAAAUUCAGCAACGUAAGUCGAAAAAGUUGUAAGCUUGGUGAUUGUGAAGUGCAGAUAACUGUUGCUUGGUCCUUACUCAUUGAAAGCCAGCAUGAUAUCUCGGUGAAUGGAUCUGUACACCCUUACGCAUGGGAAUCAAUUCCACGUAUGCCCAUCAUGAAGCUUGCUGACGCUUGUUGAUAUCAUGUGAACUGUUGCCUGGUGAAGUUGUCUGCUACUUCUAGCUUAUUGUGUGUGCUAAUUGUUCCUACCACUAUGAUACAAGGCAUUCUUCUUUGAUAACUUUGGUCUUGUGUCUAUGCUAAUUGUUCCUGUACUAUUAUGAUGUAGUAUAAGACAAGGUCUAUAUUUCA